AUGGCCGCGCGCAGCCGGCGCGCCUGGCUCAGCAUGCUGCUCGGGCUCGUGCUGGGCUUCGUACUGGCCUCGCGGCUCGUCCUGCCGCGGGCCUCGGAGCUGAAGCGAGUGGGCCCGCGGCGGCGCCACAGUCCCGAGGGAUGCCGGCCAGGGCUGGCGGCGGCGCAGCCCGGCGGGGCGCGGGGCGAUGCGCGCGGGGCUCAACUCUGGCCGCUCGGCUCAGCUGCGGAGGGUGUCCCGCAGGACAGGAACUUUCUCUUCGUGGGAGUCAUGACCGCCCAGAAAUACCUGCAGACCCGCGCCGUGGCCGCCUACAGAACAUGGUCCAAGACAAUUCCUGGGAAAGUUGAGUUCUUCUCCAGUGAGGGCUCAGAUACCUCUAUACCCAUUCCGGUGGUGGCGCUGCGGGGUGUCGACGACUCCUACCCACCCCAGAAGAAGUCCUUCAUGAUGCUCAAGUACAUGCACGACCACUACUUGGACAAGUACGAAUGGUUUAUGAGAGCAGAUGAUGAUGUUUACAUCAAAGGCGACCGUCUGGAGAGCUUUCUGAGGAGUUUGAAUAGCAGCGAACCCCUCUUUCUCGGGCAGACAGGACUGGGCACCACAGAAGAAAUGGGGAAACUGGCCCUUGAGCCUGGAGAGAACUUCUGCAUGGGGGGGCCUGGUGUGAUUCUGAGCCGGGAAGUGCUUCGGAGAAUGGCACCACACAUUGGCAAGUGUCUCCGGGAAAUGUACACCACCCAUGAGGACGUAGAGGUGGGAAGAUGUGUCCGGAGAUUUGCAGGCGUGCAGUGUGUCUGGUCAUAUGAGAUGCAGCAGCUUUUUUAUGAGAAUUAUGAACAAAACAAGAAAGGGUACAUUAGAGAUCUCCAUAGCAGUAAAAUCCACCGAGCAAUCACCUUACACCCCAACAAAAACCCACCCUACCAAUACAGGCUACACAGUUACAUGCUCAGCCGCAAGAUUGCCGAGCUGCGCCAUCGCACAAUCCAGCUGCACCGGGAAAUCGUCCUGAUGAGCAAGUACAGCAGCACGGAAAUCCACAAGGAAGACCUCCAGUUGGGCAUCCCACCCUCCUUCAUGCGCUUUCAGGCCCACCAGCGAGAGGAGAUCCUGGAGUGGGAGUUUCUGACCGGGAAAUACUUAUAUUCAGCCACUGAUGGCCAGCCUCCCCGGAGAGGCAUGGACUCAGCACAGAGGGAGGCCUUGGAUGACAUCGUCAUGCAGGUGAUGGAGAUGAUCAAUGCCAAUGCCAAGACUCGCGGCCGCAUCAUUGACUUCAAGGAGAUCCAGUAUGGCUACCGUCGUGUGAAUCCCAUGUACGGUGCAGAGUACAUCCUGGACCUGCUGCUCCUGUAUAAGAAGCACAAAGGGAAGAAGAUGACAGUGCCCGUGAGGAGGCACGCAUACCUACAACAGACCUUCAGCAAGGUGCAGUUCGUGGAGCACGAGGAGCUGGACGCGCAGGAGCUGGCCGAUAGAAUCAACCGGGACUCUGGCUCCCUGUCCUUCCUGUCCAAUUCCCUGAAGAAGCUUGUUCCCUUCCAGCUUCCUGGGUCCAAGAUGGAGCCCAAAGAGCCCAAAGAAAAGAAGAUCAACAUUUUGAUCCCUUUGUCUGGGCGCUUCGACAUGUUUGUGAGGUUCAUGGGAAACUUCGAGAAGACAUGUCUCAUUCCGAAUCAGAACGUCAAGCUGGUCAUUCUGCUUUUCAACUCUGACUCCAACCCUGACAAGGCCAAACAGGUUGAGCUGAUGAGAGAUUAUCGAGUCAAGUACCCUAAAGCCGACAUGCAGGUUUUGCCUGUGUCUGGAGGGUUUUCAAGGGCACUGGCCUUGGAAGUAGGAUCUGCCCAGUUUAAUAAUGAGUCUUUGCUCUUCUUCUGUGAUGUUGACCUGGUGUUUACUGCAGAAUUCCUGCAGCGGUGUCGCGCAAACACAGUGCUGGGCCAGCAGAUCUAUUUCCCAAUCAUCUUUAGCCAGUACGAUCCAAAGAUUGUUUAUAGUGGGAAGGUUCCCAGCGACAACCAUUUUGCCUUUACUCAAAAAACUGGCUUCUGGAGAAACUAUGGGUUUGGCAUUACCUGUAUUUAUAAGGGAGACCUUGUCAGAGUGGGCGGCUUUGACGUCUCCAUCCAAGGCUGGGGGCUGGAGGAUGUGGACCUCUUUAACAAGGUUGUCCAGGUGGGGUUGAAGACGUUCAGGAGCCAGGAGGUGGGAGUCGUCCACAUCCACCACCCUGUCUUCUGUGACCCCAGUCUGGAUCCCAAACAGUAUAAAAUGUGCUUGGGGUCAAAAGCAUCAACAUAUGGGUCCACGCAGCAGCUGGCUGAAAUGUGGCUGGAAAAGAAUGACCCCAGUUACAGCAAAAGUGGCAGCAAUGGCUCUGCCAGGACAGCCUGACCCCAGCCCUGCUGGGAAGGAUGUUUUUAAUUGCCUAAUUUAUUUUUCAGAAAUUUUUUUGUAUGAUCAGUUUUUGAAGUCCAUACAAGGAUAUAUUUUCCAAGUGGUUUUCUUACACAGGACUCCUUUAAGAUUGAGCUUUUUGAACAAAAAUGUGAUCAGUGUUUGCCUUUGAACACAUCUUGCUGAACAUUAUGUAGCGCCUGUCUAACCCUGACUUGAAACAUACCUGAUGAACAAAAGCUUUAUAAUAAUUUUUUGGUUUUUUUACAUUUCUUUUCCAGACAACUCCCCUUUCUCUAUUUUCUUAUGGCAGAAACAUUACACGAACAUUCCUAAGAAGUAUUACUGUGACAGAAACACUGUCACUCUGGUAAAUGUGCUGUGUUCUGUUAUGACUGUUAACUUUGCACAAAUUCUACCUUCUUACUUUUU
Acomys russatus (golden spiny mouse) is the source of this 2838-nucleotide messenger RNA. RefSeq names its product chondroitin sulfate synthase 1 (gene Chsy1). Lineage: Eukaryota; Metazoa; Chordata; Mammalia; Rodentia; Muridae. The transcript has 3 exons. The record is from RefSeq and is a predicted model, not a curated record. Gene Ontology annotation, cellular component: Golgi cisterna membrane. The coding region runs from base 1 to 2403 and encodes 800 amino acids. Gene Ontology annotation, molecular function: glucuronosyl-N-acetylgalactosaminyl-proteoglycan 4-beta-N-acetylgalactosaminyltransferase activity.